AUGUCUGCCGCAUCAGGUAGCGCAGUGCGCCUGCUGACCACCACCUCGCGCAUUCUCCCACCCGUCCCCGCACUCGGAGAAGCCCAUUCAGCUUCCGCUCGAGCCCUUCUCAGACCUCGACUGAUAGAAGUGCUCCAAUCUCAGGGAUUAGAGCUGGACGAAGCCAUUGGCGAAGGGUUUUGGUCAGGACCUCGAGGUCAAGAACAUGCAGAGCGUCAUGACGAUGAAGAACUCAUGGCUUGGCACCUGGUGGGCGAAGUGAGUUUAGUUGAUCGUCAGCUUUGCAAUACCAUGCCACCUUCCUUGAACGUUGCACUGCACCUCCAAUGCCGCCUUGAAUACCUUGAUUUGCUCAACCUGAUCUUCAUGCCGUUUGCUACUCGCAGGUCUGCGCAAAUGGUGAUCUGGAUCGACUGGUGCGAUUGAAAGCGUGCGACAGAGCCUACUUGGAAUGGGCCAAGCCCAUCCGCACAAAAUGGGGCGGUCUAGAGAAUUACAUUCGAGUCGUUCGUCUAGGCUGGCCCAACCCUGAAGCUCCCUUGCCCGCAUACCUUUCAAAGACGACCGGUAAUGAUGAGGGCGCUGGAGCAAGUCAGGCGCAGGUGGUUCUGCAGCAGGAUUACUUUCUCGACACGGACGAUGAGACGUUGGUCAGACGAGUACCCAACGAUUGGCCCUACGCCAUACCUGAAGAUUGCGAGCAUUGGGUAGUGUGGUGAGUGUAGACGCAACGAGGAGCCUUGCAAUGCUGCUCAAGAGCACCGCAUGUCGGCGAUGCUAAAUGUAAGUGCGCUGUUUGGACUACAGGUCUCGGAAGGAAAUCUACACGCGGUCGCUCUUCUUUGCCCCCAAUCCGCCUUGGCAGCAAGACGAAUCCUUCAAGGGCCAGCUAUGGUCCGCCAUCGUCAAAGAUGGUAUUCGAGGGCACACAGGCUCUUCGUCCAAUUCGAAUUCGACAAAGUACACGGGCUGGCGAACACUCGAGCAUCUGCAAGAAAGCUUGGCCCUCACGGCUACACCAGCUGAAAUCCGCGAGCUAGCAGAGUCGGCGCAGAGCUGGACGGGCAGGGAAGUGUCCAAGUACGUCAAGAGGACGUGGGAUGAGGAGCAGUGGGAGACAAACUGGUUUUGCAAUCCGCCUCAUUUGAGAACAGUACCAGGUGUGUAGUCUCAAGUAAAAGGCUGUAUGAGCGUCCCCAUUGGCACAAGUGUCACCGGCUGACCAACACUCCAUUUCAUGGCUUUUACCCGCAGGCCUCAGUCACUUUCAGUGAGUGUGUGUCUUGUCAAGACUGCUGGUGCAUGCGCUCAUGACAUUUUUUCACAGUGUCAUUUCCAGAAGGAAGGUCGUCGCUAGCUGA
This is a messenger RNA of Ceraceosorus bombacis, 1361 nucleotides long. The record is from the annotation of a GenBank genome assembly. NCBI's taxonomy places the organism in Eukaryota, Fungi, Basidiomycota, Exobasidiomycetes, Ceraceosorales, Ceraceosoraceae.